UAGAAGCCGUAGACCCGUUGAAGGAAACACAGCACGAAUAUGAUUCACGAAUUGCUAGAUCCCUGAAAACUGAAGGGAAAACAGUAGGGUAUGGAUGGUGAAUGGGACCCACGUUUUGAUGAGAGAAACCUAAAGCACUGAAGUAUAUAUCUAUCCAUCCAUACAUUCCUAAAAUCAAAGGCCACCCUACGUUCCUCCCUCGCUUGCUCCUCCUCCACUCCACUCUCUUUCAGUCUUUCCUCAACAUAUCUUUUCGUCCCUUUUCCGGUGCUAUAGGAUUUUGUAUUUGAUUAUUGAUUCAUGGCCGGGUUUUUCUUCUAUUCGGAGUUUUGAUUUUGAUUUGAUUCAGCGUGCUCUCUCUUUCAAUGUUACAUUUCUUUUGCAUCUGGGUUCCUCAUAUUCGUAACAUUUCAGGCUGAUUUGUAUCUGGGUUUUGCUUCUUCGGGAAGAUUUGUUUCCCACCUUUGUUCCGUUCUUUUGGACAUCUGGGUAUCCGCAAGUUUUGAAUUUUUUCCCUCCUUAUUUGUUAUUGCUAGUUACCUCUUCGAAGUUUGAGAUUCGGUGAAAUACAGUUGCUUGUUAUUUGGGUUCUGGGCGGCUUCUUUGGUGUUGGUGAGAUUUGUAGUUUUUCAAUGGGCUGUUUGGAUGAUGGGCAUUUUGGUGUGGAGCUUGAUAAUGGAGUGAAACUGAGUUGCAUUGAGUUGGGCUUAGAAGGAGAGCCAGAGACUGUAGCUAUUGAAAAUGCUGUGAAAGUUCUGCUGCAGGGUUUGGGAGAGGAUGUCAAUAGAGAAGGUCUCCUGAAGACCCCUCUCCGCGUUGCCAAAGCACUUCGCCAGGGUACCACAGGGUACAAACAAAAGGUGAAAGACAUUGUUCAAGGUGCUCUAUUUCCUGAAUCUGGUUUAGAUAAUGCAGUUGGUUAUGCUGGAGGUGUGGGUGGACUUGUAGUUGUUCGUGAUCUUGAUCUCUUCUCAUACUGCGAAACUUGCUUGAUUCCAUUCCAGAUUAAGUGUCAUGUAGGUUAUGUGCCACGUGGACAGCGUGUCGUAGGGUUAAGCAAGCUCUCUAGAGUGGCUGAUGCCUUUGCAAAACGACUUCAAGAUCCACAGCGUUUGGCAAAUGAAAUUUGUUCUGCUCUGGAUCAGGGUAUCAAGCCAGCAGGUGUUGCUGUCUUACUCCAAUGUUCACAUGUACGUUUCCCCAAUGUACAAUCGUUCUUCCUCGAUUCAAACCAUCAAGGAUGGGCGAAGGUGCUUGUGAGUUCAGGUUCAGGGGUUUUUGAAAAUGAAAAAGCUGAUGCUUGGAGUGAUUUUUUCAGUCUGAUGAGAUUCAGAGGCAUAAGUUUGGAUAAAAUUCAUAUGAGAGACUGCACAGAGCAAUGCUGGUGUCCAUUCCACUCUUCCUCUGGUGAGAUAUUUUCCUCCAAUAUUGGACCAGCCAACCCAGGGAUGAUUGCUGCAGCAACUUCAAUUCUCAGAUCAUUGGGUGAAGAUCCAUCAAGGAAAGAACUUAUAGGAACUCCUAGUCAUUUUGUGGAUUGGUUAAUGAACUUCCAGAAUACAAAUUUUGAGAUGAAGCUGAAUGGCUUUGUCAAAGGUAAAAAUGAUUAUAUCCGAUCCAAUGGUGAAAUCAUCCGUAAUGAAGAACAAUUACAUACUGAGCUGAACCUUUCAUUCUGGUCACAAUGUGAGCAUCAUUUACUACCCUUUCAUGGUGUUGUCCAUAUUGGCUACUUCUCUGCUGACGGAAUUGACCCCAUUGGAAGGUCUCUUUUGCAGUCUGUGGUACACUUCUAUGGCUUCAAGCUCCAAGUACAGGAAAGGCUCUCCAGGCAAAUUGCUCAGACUGUUUCAUCGUUAUUGGGUGGAGAUGUGAUGGUACUUAUCGAGGCUAAUCACACCUGUAUGAUUUCAAGGGGGAUAGAGAAGGUUGGAAGUAAUACGGCAACCAUAGGUGUAGUGGGUCGAUUCUCUACCGACCCUGCUGCAAGGAGCAUGUUUUUAGAGAGUAUUCCAAACUUUGCUACAUCUGCUGGUUCUGACUUCAGUUCAACUGCCUAAUUGAUUCUUGCUUUCUGGGCAUGCCCUCAGUAGUCCCUAUUUGAACUUGCUUGAUGGCUCUUCUUUUAGGCUGCAAUACCGAACCAUUCUAGCACGGCUCCAGUUUUGCUUUUGAUGAUGAGGGAAAAUAAUUGGACAAAAAUAUGGUUUGAAAGGGGAAGAUCCUGAACUAUUCAUUUCUGCUAAUGUUCUGUUCACUGUUUGUAGCUUAAACCCUUUGGAAGAUAAUAAGGCCAAGGGCAUGUUAUCGUUUCAAGAUCACUAUAUUGCAACGUCAUUUUUACCCCCCAAAAAUGGGAUUUGAAUAAUAAGAAAAUCACCAAAAUAUUUAUCCAA
Molecule: messenger RNA, 2396 nt
Organism: Tripterygium wilfordii
Lineage: Eukaryota; Viridiplantae; Streptophyta; Magnoliopsida; Celastrales; Celastraceae
Product: GTP cyclohydrolase 1-like
Exons: 3
Coding region: 633-2060 (475 amino acids)
Biological process (GO): tetrahydrobiopterin biosynthetic process; tetrahydrofolate biosynthetic process
Cellular component (GO): cytoplasm
Molecular function (GO): GTP binding; zinc ion binding; GTP cyclohydrolase I activity
Source: RefSeq, a predicted model, not a curated record